Osmia lignaria (orchard mason bee) is the source of this 2429-nucleotide messenger RNA. NCBI's taxonomy places the organism in Eukaryota, Metazoa, Arthropoda, Insecta, Hymenoptera, Megachilidae. The record is from RefSeq and is a predicted model, not a curated record.
AUCACCUGUGGUGCGGUCAGAAGGCUGGCCACAACAGCAGAGAAAAAGUUGUACUUACCGAUGGCUGUCAUCGCUUUUUCUGACAGAUGUUUUUACGUGCUCUGUUACGUGAGUUUUGUCUUAUCCGAACAGAUUUCAGCGAUUAAGCCUUUCCUUGAGCCAUCUAUGGGCUCGAUCUUAUUUCGAUAAUCGAAGAGCGUUGAGCGAAGCGUGCUCGUUUAAGUUCAAAGGGUGCGUCAUCGGAAUUCCAAGGAUCACGAUCGCUUGAAAAGAUCGUGUGUAAAAGAGAGGCGAGGGAAUAAAGGAGAGAAAAAAAAAAAGUAGAAGUGCAAAGGAAAAAUCACGUGAAAUAGAGAGAGAGACUGAAAACAAAGGGCAUGGCGAAGACAUAUGAUUAUUUGUUCAAGUUGUUGCUGAUUGGUGACUCAGGGGUCGGCAAGACGUGCGUCCUCUUCAGGUUCUCUGAGGAUGCUUUCAAUACGACCUUCAUCUCGACCAUUGGAAUUGAUUUUAAAAUAAGAACAAUAGAAUUAGAUGGCAAGAAAAUAAAACUACAAAUAUGGGAUACGGCAGGACAAGAAAGGUUUCGUACAAUAACCACAGCAUAUUAUCGUGGUGCAAUGGGUAUAAUGUUAGUUUAUGAUGUAACCAAUGAAAAGAGCUUCGAGAAUAUAAAGAAUUGGAUCAGAAACAUCGAAGAAAAUGCUUCGGCAGAUGUUGAGAAAAUGCUGUUAGGUAAUAAGUGCGAGCUCACAGAAAAACGACAGGUCUCAAAGGAACGAGGAGAACAACUUGCUGUUGAAUAUGGAAUCAAAUUCAUGGAAACUUCUGCUAAAUCUAGUAUCAAUGUCGAGGAGGCAUUUUAUACUCUCGCAAGAGACAUUAAGGCCAAAAUGGAAAAGAAACUGAAGGAGGCGUCGAAUCCACCCAAGGGAGGAGGACAUCAAUUGAAAGCAUCCGAACCACAGAGGAAGCCACCAAGUUGGCUUGCACGAUGCUCUAUACUCUGACCCCUCAGUCAGAAUAACCUCGACCGUCACCCUCUACUCUACUUUACCCUCGGUCUCCUUGGCUCGCUUCAUGUCGCGAGCACUUCUGUGAUUUUACUCCUUGACGGCCACCUUCGUUUCCCUUCGUCGCUGCCGGUCACUCUUUUUUACUGAUUAUUAUUCAUAGGAACUCUUUUUAUCUUGGAGGAGAAACUCUCUUUCUCUUUCCUCUCUUAAAAGACAUUUAAGAGUUCUUGAAGGAAACGAUUACGAAUUGUGAUAAUUUUUGAUAAUUUUUUAACAAUUUUCGAGCAAUUUCAAGAAGCCGCCUCGAAGAUAUAAUACAUACAUCAUCGUAAAGUCGUUUCCUUACAAGUUUCAUGUUGAAGUACCGGAGUGCAAUGUACUGAGCUGUUUUAUUUUUAGAACGCUUAUGUUAUACAAGUCGAAGGAGGUGAUUUUAAUUAUCUUUCCUUUCGUUUCUUUCUUUUCUUCACGAUCAAUGAGCAAUUUAGGAUAUUUAAAUCAUUGACGUUGAAUAAUUUCUUCAUAUACAAUCUACUGAGAAUUGUACGUCUGUAAUAAAUGUACAAUUCUUAUUCGCUUAGUGAAACGUUAUUAUAUUGUAGUCUUUGCUGUAUUAUUAUUUCGUUCAUCAAAUAAACAAAGCAAGAAUGAAGUAAUAAUUAUUGACUUAACAGUUGAAUAUUUACGGAAGCAAUAAAUUAUUCAAGCAUUUCUCUGCAUGAGUUACAUAUAUUUCAAUUCUGCUUGCUUUCAUUUGCACAAUUGUUUAAUAGUGUAUUCGAAAGGAAGAUCCUAGAGAUUCAUCUAUGUCUUAGAAAUUCAUUUUUUGUUAUGUACGUUAAAUUAUGCAUGUAAAAAGGAACAGCAAAUUAGGAUAUGCAUAAUUUUAUUUAUUCUGUGUUUUUAUGUCACGUAUGAAGUUUCUCCUCCAUGUUUCAAUUAAUCAAGGGGUAAUGAUCGAUUUUUAACACGAGUUUACAUUUACUUUAUUUAAACACACAAAUGGAAAGCGGAAAGAAGAAGAAGUUUCUCUCCUUGAGAAGUUUCUCCUUUUUUUCUAGUAUUUCAAAUGUAUUUGUUUAGAAAAAAAAAGAAGGGGGUUGCGGAUAGGUAAACAAUGGGCGGUCAUUUUUUAUAUAUAAAUAUAUAAAUAUAUAUAUAUAUAUAUAUACACACAUCGUCAAGUUAGCUUUUUCACCGGAUCGAAGAGAAAUUCUUCAUUAAUUAAUUCAUUAAUUAAUUAGCGCAAAUUCAGGACUUGAAGAAAAGACUCUUUCAAAUUUUGUCUCAAACUUCUUUUUCUUUUUAUCGUUGAAGUAAUUAAAACAAAAAUAAAACUGGAAAAAGAUGAAACACGGACACUUCGUCUUCGUUUGAAACGCUUGUUGUAAUAGUUUCUUUUUUUUUUUUAUA